Messenger RNA from Menidia menidia (Atlantic silverside), 1538 nucleotides. NCBI's taxonomy places the organism in Eukaryota, Metazoa, Chordata, Actinopteri, Atheriniformes, Atherinopsidae. The record is from the annotation of a GenBank genome assembly.
CCUGGGUUUCUUUAUGGGAGGAGCAGCGCGACUUCCCCACUUCUGCUCCCCCAUUAUGUACUUUUUUACAUCCCUGCUUACGUUUGGCUGGCAUCGCCUAAUUUCCGCAUUCCCAAAUCCUCCCAGAUUGGGAUCACGUAAAGAAAAUCGGUCUGAUGCAACGAUUUCCACUUUUUAAAAUCUACUCUCGACCCUCGGCUGACCAGAAGAAAGGACAUCUGUUGCACCUGGGAUCGAAGUCAGCUGUGGUUAAGGCUGAGUCUGACACGAUGCCAGGACAAAUCCCAGAUCCCUCAGUGACAGCAGGUUCCCUCCCCAGCCUGGGCCCGCUGGCUGGGAUCUCAGCCACCACUCUCACUGACAAGCUCAAAUUCGGUCAUCUCCAGGAGUUUGGGACAAUGCUUUCCCCCCUGCACUUCCUGGACAAUCUGGAGAAGAGGUCCAUUGUCAUCAAAACAGAGGAGUCAGAAAGACUUGAGAUGUUAAACUCCGACCUCAAAGCCCAGAUCGAGGAGCUGAAGCUGGAGCGGCAGCAGCUGAUCCUCAUGCUCAACCGCCACCGGCCCACCUGUAUCGUGAGGACAGACAGUGUCAAAACCCCGGAGAGCGAGGCCAACCCGCUGCUGCAGCAGCUGGAGGCCAAGUGAAAAGCAGCCACUUCCUGCAGGUCGCACAGGAGAAAAAGGUGGCAGCAACUAGCAGCACUUACAGGUAAUCUGGGACCCUGGUUGGGGGGGGGGGGGAGUUGCCAGACCCCCCCUGCCCCAAAACACAGAGCUGCACCAUACAGAGGGCCUCAGUGACACUGUCCCAGCACUUCAAUCAAACCACCCCCCCUCUUUUUGUUUCUUUUCUUGGUCACCAGAGCUCCAACCUGUAUGAGGUUAAACAAAAUAACACAUUGCAACUUAUGGAAAUAUUUUAUUUGUUACAUUUGAAUUCUUGUUUUGUGGUGAAUUUGUAUUCUUAACUGGAGUAAGUAGCAAGCAAGGCAUUAUUUUAAUAUAUUUUCAAUGACUGAUGUGGACUACAGAAUAUUUUUCCGACACUGAAAGUAUCAGAAAUUCAAAUUGUAAAAAAAAAAAAAAACAUGAUCCUAUUCAGAGUUGUUUAAAGUCAUCCGAAAGCAACCGCAUGAUGCAGACUUUUUCAUGUGAUAAAGGUUUAACUAAUUGUUUCAACACAUUUCAGGCAUUGCAUUUAAACCUUUUAAAGGACAAAUUUCCCUUUGCAUUUGAUAUUCAUUCAGGAUAUGAUAUAAAAUGGGACUCAACUUACUGAAAUGUAAAAAGCAACGACUUGAAUUCCUUAACCAACAUUUAAGAGUUACCAAGAGAUGCAUUUACCUAAAGUUAAAUCUACAGACACAGAUGUCCUUCUACCACAAAAAGGAUGUUGUGAACAUUUUGGGUUCCUUCAUAUAUUUGGUGGCAGAACAGCAAAACCUCCUUGUCCUUUAUUUCACUGUUUUGGCGCAGGCGUCAUAUAUGCACAUAUACUAUAUAUGGAGUGUUUACAUUAUACUUUAUUGUUACAAC